AUGCCUUUUGCAUCAUGCUUAUUACACUGCUUUGAGAGUGAGAGAAGACAGAAGAAAUUGAGAAUAAAACUUCAAAAGUUUGUGGAUAAGGACAGCAUCCGCAGCGGUGGGCCAGUUGUGGUGCUGGUGCAGCUAGAGCGAGAGGAGAAAGUCACAGGCCCCGUGGUUGCACCUCUCUUUCCACAGAAACAUGAAGAGGACUGGUGGGUGGUGAUUGGAGAUGCCAAGUCCAAUAGCCUCAUCUCCAUCAAGAGGCUGACCCUGCAGCAGAAGGCCAAGGUGAAGCUUGACUUUGUGGCCCCAGCCACUGGCGCCCACAACCACACUCUGUACUUCAUGAGUGCUGCUUACGUGGGAUGUGACCAGGAAUACAAAUUCAGCGUGGAUGUGAAAGAAGCUGAGACAGACCGUGACUCGGACUGAGUCCAGAGGAUUUACUCUCUCGUAGAGGAGUUGA
This is a messenger RNA of Equus quagga, 457 nucleotides long. RefSeq names its product U5 small nuclear ribonucleoprotein 200 kDa helicase-like. Lineage: Eukaryota; Metazoa; Chordata; Mammalia; Perissodactyla; Equidae. The coding region runs from base 1 to 423 and encodes 140 amino acids. Gene Ontology annotation, cellular component: spliceosomal complex. The transcript has a single exon. Gene Ontology annotation, biological process: spliceosome conformational change to release U4 (or U4atac) and U1 (or U11). The record is from RefSeq and is a predicted model, not a curated record. Gene Ontology annotation, molecular function: RNA binding; RNA helicase activity.